AUGUCAUCGACAAAACGCAAGGCCCUCACCACGGAUGAGGGCAACAAGAAGGCCAGGACGGGUGGCAACGCAAGCAUCACGUCCUUCUUUGGCGUCCCGAAGCCGGUUGCUGCUGUUACUAAUGGCACUGCGAAGGGAUUAGCUGCCGCUACCGCACCCGAGGCAACAUCAGUCCUCAAGUUCGACAAGACGAAAUGGGUAGAAGGCCUGACGGAAGAGCAGAAGCAGCUUCUGAAGCUGGAGAUCGAGACACUGGACGACAGCUGGCUGGCUCAUCUUAAGGACGACGUCAAAAGCAAAGAUUUCUUGGAGCUUAAGAAAUUUCUGGCCCGCGAAGAAAAGGCGGGAAAGAAGGUGUUCCCGCCAAAGGAGGAUGUCUAUUCUUGGUCACGACACACCCCAUUCCACACAGUAAAAGUCGUCAUCGUCGGCCAAGACCCCUACCACAACCACAACCAAGCCCACGGCCUCGCUUUCUCGGUCCGCCCACCGACGCCCGCGCCUCCCUCCCUUCGCAACAUGUACAUUGCCCUGAAAAAAGACUACCCUACCUUCACACCGCCGGCUAAGAAUGGUGGCUUGCUCACACCGUGGGCCGACCGCGGCGUCCUCAUGCUCAACACGUGCCUGACGGUGCGUGCACACGAGGCCAACAGCCACUCGAACCGCGGCUGGGAGAAGUUCACGCAGCGCGUCAUUGACCUCGUGGCUUCCAAGCGCACCAGAGGUGUCGUCUUCAUGGCGUGGGGCACGCCCGCAGGGAAGAGGGUUAUCAAAGUUGACUCAAAGAGGCACUUGGUACUUAAGGCAGUGCAUCCCAGUCCGUUGAGCGCAGCCAGGGGUUUCUUUGACUGUGGUCACUUCAAGAAAGCGAAUGAGUGGUUGGUUACAAGGUAUGGGGAGGGGAGCGAGAUUGAGUGGGAUUUGAACCCAGCGGCGACACCACCGUCUAUGAAAAAGGAGGUAGAGAAAGAGGUAGAGAAGGAGAAGGAGAAGAAGACGAAGGAUGACGUCCCGCCCGCGACUGUUGCGAUAAGCAAGGAUGGCGUCGAGGAGAAGAGCGUAAUACUGGAGAAGGAGAGAGAGGCGGGCAAAGCUGGUGUCGCUGUCGAGGAUAAGAACGCUACCGAUUCAGAGGAAGAAGAUGAGGAGGACUCGACGGAAAAUGACAAGCUUUUCCAGUCGUUUGUCUCGGAAAACUACUAG
This is a messenger RNA of Pseudomassariella vexata, 1206 nucleotides long. RefSeq names its product uracil-DNA glycosylase-like protein. Gene Ontology annotation, molecular function: uracil DNA N-glycosylase activity. Bases 1 to 1206 code for a protein of 401 amino acids. Lineage: Eukaryota; Fungi; Ascomycota; Sordariomycetes; Amphisphaeriales; Pseudomassariaceae. Gene Ontology annotation, cellular component: nucleus; mitochondrion. The record is from RefSeq and is a predicted model, not a curated record. The transcript has 2 exons. Gene Ontology annotation, biological process: base-excision repair; base-excision repair, AP site formation via deaminated base removal.